GCUUUUUUCCGUUCUUUUCCUUUUUUUGCCGUUGUUUCUCUUCUUCUUUCUCUCUUGGUUUUGGGAUAAUUACAGCUACUGUAUUAUUUAGUGCUGUGGUUGGUUUGAUUACGUUCAGUUAACACAUUCCAUAAACCUAACUCUUCUCACUAACCUUUGCAACUACCAAAGCUUCAAACUUUCCACACACAAAUACCUCUCCAAAAUAUCUUCUUUCAAACCCCCAACAAAAUCCAAUCAAUAUUUCCGCCUUUUUCUCAAUUCUACCAUGAUUUCCUCUCUCAAGCAACCUGCCUCAUUCAGCCAUGGCUCCCAUUUUAUCACUUCCCGGACAAAUUUGGUCACUCCGGGAUGUUUGCCGGUGUUGCCAUCACUACGGCUUCCCCGAAUUUCUGCUGUUUCUCUCUCUAAACCACUGCACAUAGGGGCGCCGCCGAUAGAGAGAAAAAGGAAGGAGCUUUCUACUUCUAUCGGCUGCUCGGCCUAUGAGGCUGGCCGAUCGGAGCCGGUGGCGGACGCCCGAUCUGAAUCAGCGAGGAAGAUAAAGAUCGGAAUUUACUUUGCCACGUGGUGGAGCUUGAAUGUGGUGUUCAACAUAUACAAUAAAAAGGUGCUGAAUGCGUAUCCGUAUCCGUGGCUCACGUCGACGCUCUCGCUGGCUGCGGGCUCCCUUAUCAUGCUCGUCUCCUGGGCGCUGCGGAUCGCCGAGACGCCCAAGACCGAUCUCGAAUUUUGGAAAUCGCUUUUUCCGGUAGCUGUUGCGCACACAAUUGGGCAUGUUGCGGCGACUGUGAGCAUGUCCAAGGUGGCGGUUUCCUUCACUCACAUAAUCAAGAGCGGCGAGCCUGCUUUCAGCGUUUUGGUUUCGAGAUUCAUCUUGGGUGAGACCUUCCCGCCGACGGUUUACCUUUCCCUUAUUCCGAUCAUCGGCGGCUGCGGUCUGUCUGCUCUCACCGAGCUCAAUUUCAACAUGAUUGGUUUCAUGGGGGCCAUGAUCUCGAAUUUGGCGUUUGUUUUUCGGAAUAUAUUCUCCAAGAAGGGGAUGAAGGGGAAGUCGGUCAGCGGAAUGAACUACUAUGCUUGCUUGUCAAUGCUUUCUCUUGUAAUUCUCACCCCCUUUGCAAUUGCUGUGGAGGGACCACAGAUGUGGGCUGCAGGCUUUCAGCAAGCUUUGUCUGAUAUCGGACCACAGAUCGUCUGGUGGAUGGCGGCUCAGAGUGUAUUUUACCAUCUCUAUAACCAGGUGUCAUACAUGUCGCUGGAUGAGAUUUCUCCUUUGACGUUUAGCAUUGGAAAUACAAUGAAACGUAUUUCGGUCAUUGUCUCCUCGAUCAUUAUUUUCCAGACACCUGUACAACCCGUAAAUGCUCUUGGUGCUGCAAUUGCAGUUCUUGGCACUUUCUUGUAUUCUCAGGCGAAGAAGUGAUGACUGGGAGGCUUGAAAUCUGUAACUUAAACUGGUAAAACUUGGCGUGCUCGAGAGUGGAUCGAGUUUGUUGAGGAAACCGACCACGUUCGUGAACCAAGUGGAGCAGCGGCUUUACUUGUAGAUAGUAAUAAUGAGGAAUUGAUAUAGUUUUGAUUAGGGAUCUUGUUUUGCCGUACUUGAUGAGGUUGAGAAGAUAGUUUGUAAUAAGCAAUUGUGUGAAUUCAUCAAAAUGUCUAUUUGUUAGGCUUAUCAUGUUAGCAGAAGGUGUAUGGAUGAAUGAAAUUCUGGCAUUUGUGGUUGAGGAUAAAUAAGAAAAAUACAUCAUCUAUCUGA
Molecule: messenger RNA, 1762 nt
Organism: Salvia splendens (bonfire salvia)
Lineage: Eukaryota; Viridiplantae; Streptophyta; Magnoliopsida; Lamiales; Lamiaceae
Product: glucose-6-phosphate/phosphate translocator 1, chloroplastic
Exons: 5
Coding region: 269-1426 (385 amino acids)
Biological process (GO): transmembrane transport
Cellular component (GO): membrane
Molecular function (GO): transmembrane transporter activity
Source: RefSeq, a predicted model, not a curated record